Messenger RNA from Fundulus heteroclitus (mummichog), 1473 nucleotides. Its product is annotated as C-type lectin domain family 17, member A-like. Lineage: Eukaryota; Metazoa; Chordata; Actinopteri; Cyprinodontiformes; Fundulidae. The transcript is spliced from 7 exons. The record is from RefSeq and is a predicted model, not a curated record. The coding region runs from base 9 to 1049 and encodes 346 amino acids.
CUGAAGAGAUGGCAGAGGACGAAGUUAACUACGCUUCUGUGGUUAUCAAAACUAAGAAACAGCCCCAAUCAGAAGCUAAAAUUGAGAAAGAGACUGUGUAUGAUGAAGUGAAAGUGAACAAAGAACCAACUCAGGGACCUCUGUCAGACAAGGCAGCAGAAAAAUGUCGGCGCUAUCAGCAGCUGGCUUGCUGUUUUGGGAUUCUCUGUGUCCUUUUGGUCCUGAGCAUCAUUGGAGUCUGUGUUUACCUGGCAACAGUUCAUGAGAGCACCGAAAAUGAGCUGAACAAGCUGAAAUCAAACCAAAGAAUUCUACUGGAGGAAAUUCAAAACCUGACGAAACUCAACAAUAUAUUUUCUUCAGAUUAUGAGAAUUUGACAGUUAAAUUUGACAAACUGACUGUGGCUUCGACUGCCUUGGAAAACAAUAUCACCAUGCUGACUGCAGAAAACCAAAACCUGACUACAGCUUCUACUGCCUUAGAAAACAAUAUCACCACGCUGACUGCAGAAAACCAAGACCUGAGGAGAGAAAGGAAAAUCCUCACAGAACAAAUAGAAACUAUGGAGAAAACUUGGAAUGAGCAGAACGUCAGUCGAGCUCAGUGGAGCGUUGAUCAGUACUGUCCUAAAGGAAAUAAAGGGAGAAGUUGCACUUCGUGCCAGGAUGGAUGGAAAAAACAAUUUUCCAGCUGUUAUGCAUAUAAUGACGCUCCGCCCUCUGAUCAGAGAAACUGGGAAGGUGCACGAGAGAAUUGCAGUACGAAGAACUCAGAUUUGGCUGUUGUGUUCGAUCAAACAGAAAAGGAUUAUGUCAAUACACAGAGUCCAGUUAUAAAAGGCAUCCAAGGAUACUGGAUUGGCCUCAGAGCUGAAGGAGGGAAAUGGAGAUGGAUCGAUGGAAGUGAUCUGACCAAUCAAGCCUGGAUACAGCAGCAGCCUGCAGUUGAUGGUCAGUGUGUAACUUCUCUCCAGGGCAGAGAAUGGGAAUCAGUGAGCUGUGAUGAAAAUAACGCAUGGAUCUGUGAGAAGAAGGCUUUAUCUGUUUAAAGAUGAGAUACUCAGAAUAACAGAAGUUAUCUGGACAGCUUUUAAAAAAGAAAAAAGAAAAGUCUAAAAGUUAAACAUGUUUCUUAUCUAAAGUUUACAGUUUUUGAAAACAAAACUGGAACUCUAAAACAGCUUUUUGGUUGCGUCUCAUAUUUAUUGCAACACAUGUAGAGAUUUUAACAAAGCCUGAUUAAAGACACCGGAAUUUAGAAAAUGUUUUAGUGGCACAAAACAUCUAUUUAGAGUUUUGAGUGUUUCUGAUUAUUUGUCUGACCUACAACAUAUAAAGUGUCAUGUUUCCUGAACUUUUUACUGAUAGCUUUUAAAGGAAUUUUACUAGUAACUACGAUUUUAGGAGCCCCACUUUGUCUUUAACCUUCUUUAAUAUUUAGGAUCCUGAGUAUACAAAUUUAGAUGCUGCUGC